Messenger RNA from Sorex araneus (European shrew), 2445 nucleotides. RefSeq names its product ADAM metallopeptidase domain 2 (gene ADAM2). The record is from RefSeq and is a predicted model, not a curated record. Gene Ontology annotation, cellular component: plasma membrane. NCBI's taxonomy places the organism in Eukaryota, Metazoa, Chordata, Mammalia, Eulipotyphla, Soricidae. The transcript is spliced from 19 exons. Gene Ontology annotation, molecular function: metalloendopeptidase activity. Bases 1 to 2445 code for a protein of 814 amino acids. Gene Ontology annotation, biological process: binding of sperm to zona pellucida; proteolysis; cell adhesion.
AUGUGUAUAAAUGCAAUUAAAAGUGUAAGAAGUGUGCGUGAACCUGUUCGUCGUGCAUCCGGCGGAAUCCAGCUCUCCUCUACGGAAUUAGGGUCUAGCGCGGCCCGAGCGUCGGUGCCUGCAGAACACGCGCGACCCCGUGUGGCGGGGACGCGCCAGAGCAUUUUGACCCUCCGGUGCCCUGGUAGUUGCCUCUCUCCGAGGGUUCCUGGGCACACUCGUGUCUCCGCGCGCCUCCAACUGCCCUCCCGCCAAGCCAACUGCGGUUACUGCGGCGGGCAGCCAGGACCACCUGACAAUGUUGGUUUUUCUCUUUCUGUUCAUUGGGUUCGACUGUCUCCAUACAAGCUACAGUACGUAAAGGAGAUCCUGCGCUCACCUGUCCCAGAAGCCAACUCUCAGCUUGUUUGGAGAGGGAGACUGUCCUACAGAAUUACAAUUGAUGGAAAAGAAUAUACUAUCCAUCUAGUGCAAAAAACAUUUUUGCCUCAUAAUUUUAGAGUUUACAGUUAUAAUGGUACACAAAGUAUGACGCCUCUUGAACAAAACUUUCAGAAUUUUUGCUACUACCAAGGCCAUAUUGAAGAUCACCCAAAAUCUAUGGUCAUCUUCAGCACAUGUGCUGGACUCAGGGGCUUAUUGCAGUUUGAAAAUGUUAGUUAUGGAAUUGAGCCCUUGGAGCCUUCUAUUGGUUUUGAACAUGUUAUUUACCAAGUCAAACAUAAGAAUGUCGGUCUUUCUUUAUAUGCUGAGGAAGAUAUUGAAUCAACAAAAUUUCCCUACAAAACAAAACCUAUAAAGGCAAUGAAACAGUUAUCUCAUUAUAUAGAAAUGCAUAUUGUAGUUGAAAAAUAUUUGUAUAGUCAUAUGGGUUCUGAUGUUGCUGUUGUCACUGAAAAAAUUUUCCAGCUUGUUGGAAUAAUGAAUGCUAUAUUUACUUCAUUUAAUCUCACAAUAAUGCUAUCUUCAGUGGAGCUUUGGAUAGAUGAAAAUAAAAUUCCAGUAGGUGGAGAUGCUAAUGAGUUAAUGCACAGAUUUUUAAAAUGGAAAAAAUCUUACCUUGUUUUGCGUCCACAUGAUGUGGCCUUUUUACUUGUUUACAGAGAAAAGCCAGAUUAUAUUGGUGCAACCUUUGAAGGAAAGAUAUGUGAUGGACAAUAUGGAGGAGGUGUUGCACUGCACCCCAAAUCUCUAAGUCUGGAAUCACUAGCAGUAAUUCUAGCUCAAUUACUGAGCCUUAACAUGGGAAUAGCUUAUGAUGACAUUAAGAAAUGCCACUGCCCAGGGCCUGUCUGCAUAAUGAACCCAGAUGCAAUUCAUUCUAGUGGUAUGAAGACCUUUAGUAACUGCAGCAUGGAAGAUCUUGCACACUUUAUAUCAAUGCCAAAGUCAAACUGUCUUCGAAAUCAGCCACGUUUGGGUCCCUUAUAUCUGGAUAGUACGCCGGUUUGUGGCAAUGGAAGGAAGGAAGAAGGUGAAGAGUGUGAUUGUGGGACUCCGGAGGAAUGUGCGAGCAUAGUUGAGAAUUGCUGUGAUGGUACCACAUGUCGAAAGAAAGAUGGCACUGAUUGUGCUUCUGGGCUGUGCUGUUCAAGUUGUCAGUUUUCUAGAGAAACAUGUAGGUUGGCUGAUGCCAGAUGUGACAUAAAGGAGGUAUGUAAUGGUACACAUGCUGACUGCCCAGAAGACAUAUAUUAUUAUGAUGGACGACCAUGUGGAAUUGCUAAUAAUUGGAUCUGUUUCCACGGACAGUGUAUAAAUGGGGAUGAACAAUGUGAGAGUAUAUUUCAAGGUUCACAGUUUGGUUCUAAUGAGUGUUUUAAUCACCUCAAUUCGGUGGGUGACAUAGCUGGGAGCUGUGGUUUAAACAAUGAAGAGUACAAAAAGUGUACAUCUAGCAAUACAAAGUGUGGAAGAUUAGUUUGUUCAACUCCAAAAAGGAACAUAUUUCACAUUUCUCAAGCCUCUGUUUUUUAUACCAACAUAAGUGGAAAUAUUUGUCUGUCAUUGGAAUAUGAGGAAAUUAUGUUGGAUAAAAGUCAUUCGUGGAUAAGAGAAGGAACUGCUUGUGACACAAAUAAGCAUUGCAGUAACAAGGAAUGCAAAGACAAUGCUGAAUUGGGUUACAGUCAGUGUCAGGAAAAUUGUACAAAUCAAAAUAUGAUAUGCAAUAACAAAAAACAAUGCAUGCCAGUUCAAAAUGUAAGCAGCCAACCAGUUUUAUAUGAAAUCAUGUCUCCCUCUGGAGAAGGCAUGAUGAAAAAUAUUUAUCAUUCCACACAAAAGGCUUUAAAAUGGCCUUUGUUCUUAUUCAUUCCUUUUCUCAUUCUUCUCAUUGUGUUAACUGCUAGCGUGGUAAAAGUUCAUGGCCAAAGAAAGAAACAGAAAAUUGAGGAAUAUACAAGCACUGAGAAAGUAGAAAGUGAGAAUGAAUCCAAAGUAUAG